AAAAAAAAAAAAAAAAACAAUUUUUUAAAAGGUUCCGUUCCCAUUUCAUUUCCUUCCGUUAUCCCUUUCCUUGCGCCUUUUAGAAAGAAUGUCUUCUGUGAUAACACAUUAUAUCGAACAUUUUGCCACAGCAGAUAGAGAUGAAAUAUCUAUUGGAAUCAUAUUAACUAUAUCUGCUGGUGUUAUUACAGCCGUCAUUUACUAUUUUGCUUUUUCAGUUAAAGACAAGGAAAAGAGUAAAGUGACAACAAGAGAAGUAAAAAGCUUGGAUGGUUAGUACUUUCUACUCGUAUUCUAUCUGUUUACCGAUCUUUUCUUUUAGUCCCACACAAAAAACCUGAACCUGAAGUGCAAGAAAACAAGGAUAAGCCUGCGGUUGCACAACCGAAGGUAGGUUUAUUUCAAAGAAAAAAAAGACGCAUGAUUAAUUCUAUAUAUAUAUAUAUAUUAUAGGCAGAUCCAUUUUUAGCCAAC
Rhizopus microsporus ATCC 52813 is the source of this 474-nucleotide messenger RNA. RefSeq lists its product as uncharacterized. The transcript has 2 exons. The record is from RefSeq and is a predicted model, not a curated record. The coding region runs from base 89 to 277 and encodes 62 amino acids. NCBI's taxonomy places the organism in Eukaryota, Fungi, Mucoromycota, Mucoromycetes, Mucorales, Rhizopodaceae.